ACUAUAAAACAUAUGGAAUCACUGUGUACUCAGACAAUGAACUUGUUACAGCAAGAGAAUUUGAAGGGGUGUAUCUGAGUUGUAAGCACAAUGUAAAGAAAGAAAUUGGUGCAAGGGUGGAAUGGAAAAAGAUUAAAGGCACCAGUGUCUCAUAUGUCUACUUGAAUGGUUUCUUUGUAGGUAAUUUUAAAGAUCGAGCUGAAAUAUUGCACUCAAGCAUUCAAAUUAAAAAUGUGACUAGAAAGGAUUCUGGAAAGUAUCGUUGUGAAAUUAGUGCACCUACAGAACAAGGACAAGAAGCAGGGGAAGUUGAAGUCUCUCUCUUAGUCUUGGUGCCAUCAUCUGCUCCUGUUUGUGAAGUGCCCAUUUCAGCUCUGAGUGGGACAGUAGUAGAACUGCGAUGCAAAGAAAGUGAAGGUGUGCCAGCUUCAAAAUACAGAUGGUAUCGGAAUGGUGCUAUUCUGCCUGAGAACCCAUUUUUUUGGAGGUUCAAAAAAAGGAACAUUUCUUAUACUUUGAAUUCUACGACAGGAACCUUGCUGUUCAAUCCUGUUUCAAAGAAUGACACUGGGGAAUACUACUGUGAAGCUUACAAUAAAGUAGGACGGCCUCAAAGGUGUCCUGUGAAGAGGAUGCAAGUUGAUGACCUUAAUGUAAGUGCUAUCAUAGCUUCGGUGGUUAUUGUGGCCUUAAUAAUGGCUUCCUGUGGUCUUGGGGUAUAUUAUGCACAGAAGAAGGGUUAUUUUUCAAAAAGGAAUUCUUCAAUGAAUAGGAGUUCCAAGUACAGAGUUACAGAAAGUGAAAAGGAUUUCAAGCACACCAAGUCCUUUAUUAUUUAAAAGAAAGUCGAUUUCUGAGGAUCACAAUUUGCUGCAGAAAAUAUCAAAGGGAUGAACUCUUCUGUAAAAACAAUGUUAGGAGCAACAACAAAAACUUGGUGGCAGAUUCAAGAUUCUAUGGCUAAAAGUGGUAAAAGCUGUCAAAAAUGUUAGUCUGAUGUUGCUUGUUUAAAAAAGGAGUGGGAAUAAUUGGCAGAAUAUAAAUAUAUUAUUGCUGUUUCACAUAUCUACAUGUAAAGAAAUUGUGAACUAAUGGUAUAGUUCUGAUUACAUCUCAAAAUGGAUACUGUUUGAGUAGGAAAAUGUAUGUGAAAGAGCAAACAAAUUUAUGAAGGCAUCAAGACAUUUCCUAAAUAAGAACAGUGUUUUGAGACUUACAGAAUUAAAAAAUAGGAAAUCACUGGGACCGUGACCAGGCUUUAUAACAUUAUGUAAUCUGUGAAGAAGUGGAUAGAUUGGUGUUUUCUCACUGACAGCAUUAGCUCCCAUGGCCUUUUGGUGACAUAUGGACGAAAAUAUUCCAUACAGACAAAAAACAGUAUUCACAUUAUUAAUUUCUGUGAUUUUUCCUAUAAUUAAUAUGUGACCACUAUUGGCUUGGAUGGCAUGGAAUGAGAAUUGGACAAAAAUCAUUUAAGAUAAGACUAAAAAUGGCUACCAGUUGUGAUAAGUAAGUACUAUUUCCCAUUUUUUACAUAAGAGUAUUAGUUUGUGGAGACAAAUGUAGGAGAAGGCUACUGCCUUUAACUUCUCACUGAGGUUGAUGGAAGCAUUAGGCACUAGGAUCAGAAACUGGAUUACAUAGCACUUUGACCUAAUUAAGGGGGCUAAUUAUAAAACCACUUUUCUGAAUAGAACUCUGUGACUGGAAUAGCCUUAAACAACUAUCCAUAUUAUUCCAAAACAGAGUUUGGGGCUUUGGCAUUCACGGAGGACUUGCUCUUUCUCUAGAGGUCAACCGCUAAAGCUGCUGCUAUAAUUGCUAAGGAAGGAAAAUAAAACUGCAAACAGUCUGGUCUCAGUCUAUAAUAACCAGAUAAUUUUAUGAAGCAGAAAUAUUUCUAACAAAUUGAUUUGAAAAUUACUAUCAAUUUGAAUCAUUAAUUUGGAUUUGAGGGUAAAUAUGUUUUGUUGCUGUUGUAGGGCUAGGAUCAAGACAAUAACACUCAUCAAGAGUAGACUGAGGUAAUGAUAAAAGAAUGUGUCCUUAUUUAGUCUGAAACUUUAUUCAAAUGUGUGUAAUCUACUGCAGAACCGAAUGGAGUUGGCAACCUCUCAAUGACGAAGGACUGCACUUUUCUUUUUUAUUUAUAUGACUGGACUUCCUACUUUUGAGGUGGGGACUGAUUAUCGAAAUAAAUGAAUCCUAAAUAUAGUAUGAUAUCUUUUAGUUGUUUUCCACCAAACACAGAAAAAAGAUUGCCAUACAAUCCAAUGGUAUUAUUUUGAGGGUGCUAAAAAUAUACAGAAUUACCUGAGGAUAUAUAGGCUGCUUCCUAACACAAGUGACAAAAAUUCACUCAGUCCAUUAUUUCAAGUUGGGGGUUUUCUUGCAGUAAAAUGGAGCCAAAAUAUUAUUUAAAAGCAUUUUUGUUAAAGUAUUUUUUAAGGGUUUUGAUGGCUUCCAAUCAUAUAUUUGAUACUGAAAUUAUGGUAAAAGGUUCUUUACCACCAUUCGUAUUUUUAUUUUAUUAUUUAAUAGUCGAGGAAGGCUGUUAUAUAUUUUUGUCUGAGAAAAAACUUCAAGAAAAUAUUGUUGGCUUUUUAAAUAUAUA
Messenger RNA from Protobothrops mucrosquamatus (brown spotted pit viper), 2614 nucleotides. RefSeq names its product junctional adhesion molecule 2 (gene JAM2). The transcript is spliced from 9 exons. NCBI's taxonomy places the organism in Eukaryota, Metazoa, Chordata, Lepidosauria, Squamata, Viperidae. Gene Ontology annotation, biological process: leukocyte tethering or rolling. The record is from RefSeq and is a predicted model, not a curated record. The annotation marks the transcript as partial. Gene Ontology annotation, cellular component: cell surface; protein complex involved in cell adhesion; tight junction.